Molecule: messenger RNA, 1663 nt
Organism: Blastomyces dermatitidis ER-3
Lineage: Eukaryota; Fungi; Ascomycota; Eurotiomycetes; Onygenales; Ajellomycetaceae
Product: benzoate 4-monooxygenase cytochrome P450
Exons: 5
Coding region: 54-1277 (407 amino acids)
Molecular function (GO): iron ion binding; oxidoreductase activity, acting on paired donors, with incorporation or reduction of molecular oxygen; monooxygenase activity
Source: RefSeq, a predicted model, not a curated record
UUUACAGAGUACAUCUCCAUAAAAUAGAUCCCGCCGUUCACUAUCUGGAAGCAAUGGCAGGGUUGAAGGAGCUCACGGACUUGAGCAGGCUGCAACUCGCUGGACUGCUUGUUGUGACCGUCGUUACUAUUCCCCCAUCAGUGACAUUACAGGACCGUUUGGGGCCAGUUUCACUCGGCUGCAUACCCAUCGCAUCCUCAAGGGAGACCAAAAUCUGGAACUCAUUCGGUUACACGGUGAACAUGGAUACUUUGUUCGUGUGGCUCACAAUGAGGUCAGCGUCAGUCAUUCCUGAUGCCAUUCGCAAAAUCCUAGGAGCAACGCUUCACAAGGACAAAUGGUACAAGAUAAUAGCCUUCCCAGAUGGCCGUUUCGAGAACCCCAUGUCCGCGACGGACCCCAGAGUGAAGAUGGAGUUGUCCAAGCACCUUGCGCCUGCCUAUACUCUCUCCAACCUACUGGUAAAUGAGAGGAACAUCAGCGAAACCAUCGAGCUCCUGCUGGGAUGGCUGAACAAGUUUGCUUCUUCUGGCGACCCAAUCGAUCUGGGUAAAUAUUUCACCCUCGCCCCUUUAGACAUUGUAGGCGACGCUGUCUUCUCCAAGCAAUUCGGUUUCUUGCGCGAAGGCCUCGAUAUUAACAACAGCAUCGCCAACGCUUCGCCUAAUCCAGUCAUCACCUGGCUGAAUAUUACGCCGUGGGGCCACCUCAUUGACACAGCAAUGUCGGCUAUCAAGGAGCGUCGGAAGGACCCAGAUGCCCGCCUGCACGAGAUCCACAGCGCCGCCUUCAACGCUGUCGCAGCAGGCAACGAAACCGUCGCCUCUGGGCUGCAAGCGUUCGUGUACUAUGUGAUUCGUCACCCAAACGCUUGGGGGCGUACGAGAGCCGAAAUCGAGACCGCUGGCCUUGAAGGCCCUGUGAUCGGUUACAUGGACGCACAGAAAUUGCCGUUUUUGCAAGCGUGUAUUAAAGAAACGCUUCGGGUAUUCGGACCGGCGCCUAUAGUGCUGCCGCGCAUUGUGCCCGAGGGCGUCCUGACAAUUGGUGACCGGACUAUCCCACAAGGUACCAUUGUGUCUAUGAACAUCUGGGGUAUGCAUUACCUUUGGGCCCCAAGUGCUGGCGAAUUCAACCCGGAUAGGUGGCUAGGUGAGGAUGCAGCGCAUCUCUCAAAAUAUUAUAUUCCCUGGGGGAUGGGCUAUGCUUCCUGUCCCAGGCAGAACCUUGCGCGAAUCGAGCUGUACAAAAUUUGUGCAACGCUUGUGCAAGACUAAACAUCCGGCAAGUUGACCCGAAGCAAGAAUGGACUUGGAAGGCUUUCUUCACUGUGGUUCCGCAUAACUCGCCGUGCUAUAUCGAGAGGCGGACUAAGAAAACCACUUCCUAGGUGCAAUACAUGUCAGCAGGGAUGCCUGGAUGCACAAUUCUCCACACUUCUGCAUUUAUGAUAAACGUUCACACUUUUCCUACUUCUGUUAGGACACUCCUCAGGUCCCAUUUCUUUCUCUCCUACUCUCUCUCACGGACACGACCUUACCAACGUAUAGCCUUGAUCAACUAUCUCCAAUGCACUAGUAGUUAGUAUAAUAUAUACCACAUAGUUUAUGUAUUCAAUUGAAUUACCCUCGUAAUACAUUUGAUCAACCCUAGACAGAAUUCC